Messenger RNA from Bursaphelenchus xylophilus (pine wood nematode), 368 nucleotides. The record is from the annotation of a GenBank genome assembly. Lineage: Eukaryota; Metazoa; Nematoda; Chromadorea; Rhabditida; Aphelenchoididae.
AUGGGAUCUCUUGUCAAGCAAUCCACUCAAGAAUUCGCCGAUGAAAACGUCGCCGAGCACCAGAAAACCGGCAAAGCUUGCGAUCGUCUUCGCCAAGAGUUGAAGCGAUGUAUCAAGGAGAGCGAUUGUGUUCAGAAGGAUCGGCGGUCGGCCAAAGAGUGCAUCAAUGCCACGGAUGGAACUGUUCCGGACCGAUGUUUCAGUUUGUUGUCGACCUUUUCGGAUUGUAAAAGAUCAUUGGUAAGUUGUUCAUGUUGUUUGUUUCGAAUUUUAGAAGAACGAUGAUUUUCUCUUUUCUCACGGAUUAAGUGGAUUUCUUUCAGGUGGACAUGCGUUCACGAUUCCGCGGCCGAAAGGGAGAUAUGUAG